Penicillium taxi is the source of this 978-nucleotide messenger RNA. RefSeq lists its product as uncharacterized. NCBI's taxonomy places the organism in Eukaryota, Fungi, Ascomycota, Eurotiomycetes, Eurotiales, Aspergillaceae. The transcript has 3 exons. The record is from RefSeq and is a predicted model, not a curated record. The annotation marks the transcript as partial.
GUAUGCUUAUCGACGGUCAUAAGUGGGCUUGCGAAGCCUGCAUACGCGGCCACCGAGUCUCUAGCUGCAAGCACCAUGAAAAAUUCCUUUCACACGGAUACCGAGUUAACACAGCCAGAUCGACCGUUGAUUCGCAUUAAGCGCAAGGGGCGCCCCUUUGCAACUUGUUCUAUAUGUUGCUCGACGCCAUGUUCGUCGCCAAUGGAGCAUGCGCGAAUCAAGCGCGAUGCAGAGAUCAAGACUCCAAAUUCAAAAGUAACGCAAAUACACAAAAGCAAGCCUUUCUCGCUUCCGGAAAGGCUGGUCGCCAAUCAAGGAAGAGAUUCUGUGCGGACAGCCGGAAAAGCAACGCAUGGUAGACUCUUCCAGCGCCAUAAGCCAGCCGAUUACCUCCCUAUUGCACCUCGGCCAUUGGAGAGGGAUGAUUCGCGUCGCUUGUCCUCGACGUCGGCGUCGGCUUCAGGGCCCACAUCAUCUUCCCAUACCCCUGCCCAGGAAGGCCUUUCUUCUCGACGCGAAUCUGCGAACGAGAUAGAGUGGUCUGGCUCAGAGGGGUCUGGUACUGGGUUGAGUCGUGUGCUGUCCUAUGCAGAAGGUCUCAAUGUUUCUAUUUCUAUCACCUGUGCUGAGUCUGAUCAUUCACCGGCAUGCUCUGCUCCAGAUCUCACUCUGGAUCCUUUCGUUUCUGGUACUAUAUUUGAUCCGACGUACUCCAUGAUGCCUUCUUUAUCUGUCUCGGAGGCGCGUGUAUCUCAGACAGGACCUUUGAUUAGCCCACUCGAAGUGAAUCAGUUUGAUUUUCCUCUUGAUCCUGCGCUGACGCUUGAUGGAGACUUGGGCUAUUUGGAGGAUAUAGACGUGAAUAUCACAGGGAGUUUGUCGGAGGAGAUAUUUCAGGUAGAGGAUUGGUCACGGUACAUGUGGUCACCAGAAACUGGCUUUGAGCAUUUAGAUACAGUCUAUUCCUCGGCUCAAUAA